Olea europaea var. sylvestris is the source of this 1488-nucleotide messenger RNA. Its product is annotated as shewanella-like protein phosphatase 2. The transcript has a single exon. The record is from RefSeq and is a predicted model, not a curated record. NCBI's taxonomy places the organism in Eukaryota, Viridiplantae, Streptophyta, Magnoliopsida, Lamiales, Oleaceae. Gene Ontology annotation, molecular function: hydrolase activity. Bases 26 to 1255 code for a protein of 409 amino acids.
ACAGCGAAAAAUUUGGAAAAAAGAAAUGGAAUCCCAAAUUAAUUGUCAAAUUCUUCCUUCGCUACUCUCCUCCUUCGUCGAUACUUUCGUCGAUUUCUCAGUUAGCGGCGGCCUUUUCUUGCCCCCUGAACCUAGCAUAAAUCCGGAUCCGAUUACGAUCCAGAAUUCCAAAAAUCCCAAGGAUUCAUCAGGGUUGCCUCCUUUACAAACUGUAUUUGCACAGCCCGCUCGCCUCAUUGCCAUUGGGGACCUCCAUGGAGACCUUUUAAAGACUAAACAGGCGUUAAGGCUUUCGGGUCUGAUUGACCUGAACGAUCGGUGGUCGGGCGGGUCGAGUACAGUUGUACAGGUGGGGGACAUUCUGGACCGGGGUGGGGAUGAGAUUAAGUUGUUGUAUUUCUUUGAGAAACUGAAGAGGGAGGCUGCGCAAGUUGGUGGGAGGGUUAUUACGAUGAAUGGAAAUCACGAGAUUAUGAAUGUCGACGGGGAUUUUCGGUUUGUGACGCCUCAUGGACUAAAGGAGUUUGAGAAUUGGGCUACGUGGCAACUUGUUGGGAGUUUCAUGAAGACAAUGUGUGGUGGAUUGGAUGAGAAUAUUUUAUUUGAUGAUCCAUUUGAUGGGAUGCCUAAGGAAUUUCGAGGAAUUAAGCCGGAGUUGUUGAAUGGUGUUAGAGCACGAAUGGCUGCGUUGCGACCAAAUGGAUUGAUUGCAAAAAGGUUUUUGUCAAAGAACCAGACAGUUGUGGUUGUUGGGGAUUCUGUAUUUGUCCAUGGAGGGUUAUUGCCGAAGCAUGUCUUUUAUGGAUUGGAGCGUGUAAAUGAGGAGGUGAGGGAUUGGAUUCUUGGGUUAAGGUUGAAAGUGGCGAAUCAGUUGGUGAGGGGGAGAAACUCUAUUGUUUGGUUGAGAAGCUUUUCGAAAGAGUUGGCUAAGGAUUGUGAUUGUUCGACCCUUGAGCAUGCGCUUGAGACUAUUCCUGGAGUGAAGAGGAUGAUCAUGGGUCAUACGAUUCAGGAACGUGGGAUUAAUGGAGUUUGCAGUAACCGAGCCAUAAGAAUCGAUGUGGGAAUGUCGAGGGGGUGUAAUAAUGGAUUACCGGAGGUUCUGGAGAUCAAUGAUAAAUCUGAGGUCAAGAUUUUGACAUCAAAUCCUCUGUAUUGGAAAGGAUAUGAUGCUUCUUUAAAUGCUAAUAAAAAGGAUGGGUUUGGUUCAUUGCUCCCUGAACAAGGAGCAGAACAAGUAGAAGUUAGUGCUUAAUAGAUGUGCUAUCAUCAAUACUUGUCAGCUCUGGAAGUUCUUGGGAUUAUACCUCCAGUCAUUCAAUCUGGCUUUUGAUUACGGGGAACUGAUGUAAUUGUAAUCUUGUAAUCCCUGUCGUCGACCUUUGUUCAAUUGUAAAAUUGCUUUUGCACUUCCAAUUAUAUUUCAAGUGCUUCUAUUCAUCAAAAUUUGAAAAACUAUCAAUAGAUCUUGUUCUGGUUGUGUUUCUU